GGAUCCUGUUUGAAAAUAAACGAACAGCCUUCCAGACUCUAGACAACGUAUUAAAGUCCUGGACUAUCCUACAUUUCUUUCAGCCCCCAAUCGGCGGGCUACGCCGAAAGAGACCUCGCCGACUGCAUCAGAUGCUGCCGUCCCGAUACCCGAAACGGAAGUCCGAUAUCUUCACCUCCCAAUUCAACCCGUAAACAUGCAAUGCAGGUAAAUGAGCGGUAAUCAUAUAUUUUCACUGGCGCAAUUCAGCUUGGAUGGUGUUAUGGUAGGAUUACAAUGUUGAACACGACAAUUGAGCAGCUUGCGCCUUUCGAGGCAGUCAUCGGGCCUAGGCUGGACAAAUACAAUGACCUACAAGGAAGAAUCACUCUUCUGGCCGUCACUUUCUUUACGGUGUAUGUCGCCAACUGGUUGCGCGUCUUCAUAUUCGAUGUCAAGGCCCCUAUAGUGGGAUACCGGUCUUUCUUGGAGCCAGGAUGGCUCGUCGGUUUACGUUUUUCGCGCCGCAGUGGGCCUAUGGUACGAGAGGGAUAUCACAAAUUCAAGGACGGCUUAUUCAAGAUUCGCCGCAACGACGCCGAGAUCCUUGUCAUCCCGCGAAAGUACAUCGAUGAACUGCGCGAUAUGUCACAAGACAAGAUCAGUGCCAUGGCAGCGCACAUCAAAAACCUCGUUGGUCGCUAUACGAUCGGAAACGUCAAGCUGGUUAUGGAGAGCGAUCUCCACCGACGCACACUGCAGCAAAAGCUGACACCGUCCCUGGGUGUUCUCAUCCCGUCUCUCAAGGACGAGCUCAAGUUUGCCUUGAAGACAGAGAUGCCAGAGUGCAAUACCUGGACAAGCGUGCGCAUCCACGAGCUGGCUGUGAAAGUCGUAGCCAGGAUCUCGGCGCGCGUGUUUGUAGGCGCUGAGCUCUGUCGCAAUGACGAAUGGCUCUAUCUCAGCAUCCACUUUACGAAGAAUCUCGGGAUGACGAGGAAUCUGCUUCGUUUGUUCCCUGCCAUUGUUCGGCCGAUUGCUGCGCGGUUCAUGUCGUCGUAUUGGCGCAUCUAUUCGAACUUGGCCGCGGCGCAGAAACUCAUCUGUCCCAUCAUCGAGGAGCGUCGUGCUGCGGCCAGUAACCCAGACUAUAAGAAGCCAAACGACUUUCUGCAGUGGAUGAUUGACAAUGCACGCCCUGAGGAGGGACACCCAAAUGACCUUGCGCAUCGACAGCUCCUGGUUAGUCUGGCGUCGAUACACACUACCUCGAUGCAGACCACCCAUUUCAUAUAUGACCUCUGCACGUACCCGGAAUACUACGAGCCCCUUCGCCAGGAGAUUAUCUCUGUCCUCCGCGAAGACGGCGGCUUCAAGAAGACAACCUUGAACAAGAUGCGCAAGAUGGACAGUUUUCUCAAGGAGUCGCAGCGCCUCAACCCCCCUCUUGUUUUAUCCUUCCAACGCGUCGUCCAAAAAGCCCUGACCCUCAAAGACGGCACCAAAUUCCCAGCAGGAACCCACAUCGCCAUCGCCUCAGAUGCCAUAGCCCACGACGCCGCCUGUCUCCCUGGCGGCGGCGACCCAGAAACAUUCGACCCCUUUCGCUACUCACGACUGCGCGAAGACCCAUCCAAGCCCGAGAACAUCAACCGGUACCAAUUCGCGACGACGGACUCGUCGAACCUGCAUUUCGGGCACGGGAUCUAUGCCUGCCCGGGUCGCUUCUUUGCGAGUAAUGAGAUUAAGCUGAUUCUAGCGCAUUUGCUGCUCCGCUAUGAGUUUAGGUUUCCCGAGGGGAAGAAGAGACCCGUCAAUUUGUGUUAUGAGGAGGCGCAGUAUCCGGAUCCUACGGCGGCGCUGGAGAUGAGGGUUAGGGAGAUUCCGGAGAGGGAUGUUGCUGCUAUGCUUGGGUUCUGA
Molecule: messenger RNA, 1899 nt
Organism: Aspergillus versicolor CBS 583.65
Lineage: Eukaryota; Fungi; Ascomycota; Eurotiomycetes; Eurotiales; Aspergillaceae
Product: cytochrome P450
Exons: 3
Coding region: 277-1899 (540 amino acids)
Molecular function (GO): monooxygenase activity; heme binding; oxidoreductase activity, acting on paired donors, with incorporation or reduction of molecular oxygen
Source: RefSeq, a predicted model, not a curated record